AUGACUGCUCACUCAGAAGCUUACGAAUACCCACCAAUCCCUUCACAACAAGAAUUAGACACCCAUGAUGUCCCAUUCUUCCACAGAGACAAAUGUGCCGCUCAUUUGAUCAACUACUACAAGUGUCUUGACAAGGGUACCUCGUUCUGCAGCGCCACCAAGGAUGAAUUCUACAAGUGUCAAUACAUUGCAUUGAAAGAGAGACUUGAGAGUCACAAGAAGGCGACCCAAUAA
Molecule: messenger RNA, 234 nt
Organism: Suhomyces tanzawaensis NRRL Y-17324
Lineage: Eukaryota; Fungi; Ascomycota; Pichiomycetes; Serinales; Debaryomycetaceae
Exons: 2
Coding region: 1-234 (77 amino acids)
Cellular component (GO): mitochondrion
Source: RefSeq, a predicted model, not a curated record